Molecule: messenger RNA, 1367 nt
Organism: Anopheles gambiae (African malaria mosquito)
Lineage: Eukaryota; Metazoa; Arthropoda; Insecta; Diptera; Culicidae
Exons: 5
Coding region: 728-1363 (211 amino acids)
Source: RefSeq, a predicted model, not a curated record
GGAAGAUUGGGAGAGACGGAUGAGGAUGAGGAGAGGAGAAAACAGUGAAACAAGGAGAGAGGCAGAGAAAAAUAGCAUAAAUAGAAGAACAGCACGAGAUAGAGGAUCAUUUGUCACCCAGGGCUGUAUGACGUCAAGGGACAGAAAGAAGCAAAAAGAGAGCAUUGUUUUUUAACAGCUAACGUUUUAACGAAUAGCUAACGAAUAGGAUAUAGAAGUGUUUUUACCAUGUCUCAAGGAAACUAAGCCCUAACAUUUGGCAACGUUCUGAGUACGGGGGAAGUGGAACCUUGUGCUGCGCGAAACGUGUGGACCUCUCCUGAUCAUGCUCAAUUCUAAUGAUAACUGUAUUGUUGGAUUUGGACCACAUCAUGGCAGUGUACUCCAAGGUUGAGCGUACAAGGAAGCAGUAAAGGAUUUUCAAACGGGAGAGAUUUCGAAAUUGAUCGGUCAUUCGACGCCACUAAUCAAGAGAUCGGUUGGCUUUGGAGAUUACACAUUACAGUUGCUGUCGGUAGCACACACAUUCCAGCCAUCUGGAUCCGGGGGGACACAGUCAACCUGACAAACGUGAUUGUGAUGCUUGCGUACCAGCAAAGCUGAUCUUGCAAAAGAGAUAAGCGUGCAAUAGUGUUAAUAAAUUUUACGACGUCAUCGGUUAACCGGUAGUGAGCCGUUAUCGUGGCUCCCAGUGACAGGAUAUUUCCGUGCCUCGGUUUUAGCAUCAAUGUCGAUCAUUUUCAGUUCGGAAAUGAAAGCAAUUUAUUUGCUGUCGGUUGGUUUGAUUUAUUUCUGCAAAACCGUUGCAAGCCUUGAGGAACCAAACACAACGCUAGCCCCGGUGGAAAAUUACAAAACCAAUCCGUACUGCUUCCGGUUCACGUGGAUGGGCCCGAAGUACAACAAGGACACGCCGUACAAAAACCUCAGCUGUGACAACAUCCUGAAGAAGGCGAAGGGCAUUCCGUGCUUUCAUCCGUUGGUUAUAACGAACAACACCAACGUACCGGACACUAACUACAUGUGGGAAGAGUACAAAGACAAACCGUCCCAAAUUGCUUGCCGGCUCGUGCGUGGGGAGGUGUGCGCCCGGUAUUCCUAUCGCUACAACGGUGCAAUUGAAAACAUAACUUACAUGUGCGCCAAACUCAACGUGGACAAUGAGUCGUCUACCUCGACCAGUUGCUUUAAGGAGGAUCGGCUGGGACGGGAGAUCGAGGUGUGUGUCUGCGAAUCGGCCGCCGGUCGUACGCCCUGCAAUCGAUCGACAAUUGUGCUGGCGGAUGGUGCACCCGUCGCGCCGAUGAUGCUACUGCUGGCCGUGGUACAGUUGCUACUAAUAAAGUGUUUACAGUUGCGGUAGCUAA